This is a messenger RNA of Liolophura sinensis, 1397 nucleotides long. RefSeq names its product proteasomal ubiquitin receptor ADRM1-A-like. Gene Ontology annotation, molecular function: proteasome binding; endopeptidase activator activity. Lineage: Eukaryota; Metazoa; Mollusca; Polyplacophora; Chitonida; Chitonidae. Gene Ontology annotation, cellular component: cytoplasm; proteasome regulatory particle, lid subcomplex; nucleus. The transcript has 10 exons. The record is from RefSeq and is a predicted model, not a curated record. The coding region runs from base 2 to 1201 and encodes 399 amino acids.
AAUGGCGUCGGGUGCACUGUUUGGAAAUGCUGGGACCCGUUCCCAAAGCAAGAAUCUGGUGGAAUUUCGAGCUGGAAAGAUGUUCAUGAAGGGCAACAUGGUCAAUCCAGACAAGAGGAAGGGGCAGAUCUACAUUUACCAGUCGGACGACUCCCUGAUGCACUUUUGCUGGAAAGAUCGUGGAAGUGGGACACUGGAAAAUGAUCUGAUCAUUUUUCCUGACGACAUCGAAUUCAAACGUGUGAGUCAGUGUACCACUGGCAGAGUGUACGUCCUCAAGUUCAAGUCUUCAACCAAGAAGUUCUUCUUUUGGAUGCAGGAGCCUAAGACUGACAAGGAUGAAGAGUACUGUAAGAAGGUGAAUGAGUACCUGAAUAACCCCCCUGCGCCAGGCUCUAACCGUGGGGGUGGGGGAGGAAGCGGGCUGCCCUCAGAGCUGGCAGGAGACACGGACCUGCAAAGCAUGCUGGGAAAUAUGAGCCAGCAACAGUUGAUGCAACUUUUAGGAGGAAUGGGCAUGAGUGGACUUACUGGACUGUCCAGCCUGAUGGGAGGACGCCCAGCCAGUGCACAGUCCACUAGCUCAGAACCUCCUCUUAGAGCCCAGUCCUCCCCGGGAAGUCGUGCCACCACAGCAGGGGACAGCACUCCGACCUCACAGACCCGACCACUGACUGCUGCAGCCUUGCCCACCCAGGCAGGGGGGACAACUGCAUCCACUCCUGCCCCAACGCCGUCCACGGGUGCGGGGAACAGUUCAGCUCGCCAGCAGAUUCAGCUUAGUGACCUACAGAACAUCCUCUCAAACAUGACAGUACCUGAAGCUCAGAAUAAGGAUGCUAUCAACCUAGCCCAGGCUCUGAACCCCGAAUCCCUGAUCCCUAUCCUGGCCAACAGUGAAGUCCAGGAGAGACUCCUCCCCUACCUACCAGAGGGGGAGGCCCUGCCCAAAACAGAGGAGGAGCUGAGGAACACUGUCCAAUCCCCACAGUUCCAACAGGCUUUGGGGUCAUUCAGUGCAGCCCUGCAGUCAGGUCAGCUCGGCCCUCUCAUGCCACAGUUUGGUUUGGGAGAGGAUGUGGCGAACGCUGCGGCACAAGGAGAUCUUGAAGCUUUUGUACGGGCCAUGCAGCCUCAAAAGGCAGAAGGGUCUGAGGAGAAGCCAGCUGAGAAACCCGACGAUAAAAAAGAGGAAAAGUAAAUGAAGGACGAGACAAAAGAAAGUGAUGUCUCUGUUGUCAAAUCAGGCCUUGAAGUGUCGUAAUUUUAUUAAAGUGCUCUUGCUUACAUGAGAUGUUUGAGAACCUGUAGAACUGCAUACUAAUGAAAUAAAAGCUCUCAAAGUUUGUUUGAUUAAACUUUACUAUAAACAGGAAAUUUGUCUUUUAUCUUUUUUU